Messenger RNA from Protobothrops mucrosquamatus (brown spotted pit viper), 1359 nucleotides. RefSeq names its product diphthamide biosynthesis 1 (gene DPH1). NCBI's taxonomy places the organism in Eukaryota, Metazoa, Chordata, Lepidosauria, Squamata, Viperidae. The record is from RefSeq and is a predicted model, not a curated record. Gene Ontology annotation, biological process: protein histidyl modification to diphthamide. The transcript is spliced from 11 exons. Gene Ontology annotation, molecular function: 2-(3-amino-3-carboxypropyl)histidine synthase activity. Bases 1 to 1359 code for a protein of 452 amino acids.
AUGGCCCGUUUCGCCUCUCGACUCGGGCGCCCGAACCUCGGAUCCGGACUGAAACCGGCAGCCGACAAACAGCGACGGUUGCACAGGGGCGCGAUUGAAAUCCAGCUCAAAGGGGGCCAAGCCCGAGAUAAAAGCCACGCGUCCAAAACCAGACGAGCCCCUCGCCGCGUGGCGCACCUGAUCCCCCAGGAGAUUCUCUCUGACCCGGAGCUCCAGGACGCCGUGGGACGCCUGCCGCACAACUACAACUUUGAGGUCUACAAAACAGUGUGGCGGGUCCGUCAGGCCCAAGCCAAGAGGGUGGCGCUGCAGAUGCCGGAGGGGCUCCUGAUGUUCGCUUGCACCCUGGCCGACAUCGUUGAGAGGUUCACCGGGGCAGAGGCCGUGGUGAUGGGCGACGUGACCUACGGGGCCUGCUGCGUGGACGACUUCACCGCACGGGCCUUGGGAGCGGACUUCCUGGUCCACUAUGGCCACAGCUGCCUGAUUCCCAUCGACCCCACGCAGGGCCUGAAGAUGCUCUACGUGUUUGUGGACAUCAAGAUCGACACGGCCCACCUCGUCCAGACCCUCCGCUUCAACUUCCCCUCCGGGGCUCAGCUGGCCCUGGUCAGCACCAUCCAGUUCGCCUCCGCGCUGCAGGCCGCCUCCCGGGAACUCCAGCCUGACUACCGUGUCUGGACCCCCCAGUGCAAGCCCCUCUCCCCAGGAGAACUGCUGGGCUGCACGUCGCCCCGGCUGGCCCAGGAGACGGACGCCAUCGUCUACCUGGGAGACGGGCGCUUCCACCUGGAGUCCAUCAUGAUCGCCAACCCCGGCAUUCCCGCCUACAGGUACGAUCCGUACAGCAAGGCCUUCUACCAGGAGCUCUACGCCCACGAGCGCAUGCAGGAGUCGCGGAAGGCGGCCAUCCGCCGGGCGGCCCGUCACCUGGAGUCGAGCCUGCAGGCGGCAGGGCGUCCCUACGUCCGGCUUCUCCUCUCAGAAAUCUUCCCCAGCAAACUGCAGCUGUUUCCAGAUGUUGAGGCCUGGGUGCAGGUAGCAUGCCCCCGCCUCUCCAUAGACUGGGGGGAGGCCUUUGAAAAGCCUCUGCUGACACCUUAUGAGGUGAAGCUGGCCAAAUCCGUCCUCCCGUCUGCUGGGAAAGAAGCCCUGAAGAGCUGCUCCUGCCAACAGGAGGAGGAGGAGGAGAAGGCGUCAUCAAACCUUGGAGUGGAGUCAGGAACUCAGGCGGGUCCCAGGCCCUGUGUGGAACAGCAGCAGCAGCAACAGGGGCCGAACUCUGGAGCACGGACACUUUGGGGUGAUUCCCCCGUCCCUCCCCACGCUCCAGUGGGAAAAAGCAACUCCAGUGCUUGA